Glycine soja is the source of this 2476-nucleotide messenger RNA. Its product is annotated as ankyrin repeat-containing protein At2g01680-like. Bases 850 to 2154 code for a protein of 434 amino acids. The transcript is spliced from 3 exons. The record is from RefSeq and is a predicted model, not a curated record. Lineage: Eukaryota; Viridiplantae; Streptophyta; Magnoliopsida; Fabales; Fabaceae. Gene Ontology annotation, molecular function: protein phosphatase regulator activity; protein phosphatase 1 binding. Gene Ontology annotation, cellular component: plasma membrane.
CCAUUUUGUACAUAGCUGCUGAGAUUGGUCUUCGUGAGGUGUUCAGCUUCUUGCUUGGUUUAUGUGACAUGGAGGUGCUGAAGAUCAGGGCCAAAUCGGAUUUGAACCCCUUGCACGUUGCAGCCAAAGGUGGCCAUUUCGGGAAAUAUUUUCUGAUCAAGCAUGGAAAGCCAGCAUUCCAAUGUAAAGACUCCCGGGGUUGAAAAAGCAAUACUUCAGGCAAAUGCUCCGAAGAGGUUUUGCCAGAAAUUACAUAAACCAAAAUGAGGGAAACUCAUUCUCAAAUGUUCCAAAUUUGAGUUUUCAAGAAUUUGGGUUUAUUUUUUCAAUCUUAAUAUUUAAGUAUUAAACUUCAUGGAAAACACCUUAAAGACCUCAAUAUUCCACCUUCUUGGUGACAUUUUUCUUUCCAUUCUUUCUUUUUUCAACACAUUAUCAGUUAGAAGGAUCAAAUAUUCUACUUGAACCAUCAAUUGCUAUAGCCUGCAGAUGUGCCUUAUUUGAUGUUGAUUUUAUUUUCUCUAUUGGGUAUGCUUUUAAAUUGAUCAAGUUAGUCAUGCAUGUCAUAGGUCAAAUGAUAACACAUCUUUUAAAAUUUCAGGAUAAUAGUUGUAGUUUGUUUACUAAGUAUGUGACACUAUUGAACUCCUGGCUACAAUUUCUGUUAUAGUAUUUAUAGGUCCUAAAGUGGCAAAGACCAAUGUUAGGAGGUCUCCUCUUUGACAGAGAUUAAGGGUACUGAGGAAAACAAAAUGAAAAGCAAAAAUCAAGACAUAGGGAGAAUUAUUACAUUGCAAUUAUAUCAUACUUCACUGCUAUACUGAUGAUAAUAAGGAUUUGAAUCCUGAUAUGUUUGAUUGUCAAUCUUUGUCAGAUAUUGUAAGGGAAAUUUUGAGUACUUGGCCUGAGGUUUGUAAGUUAUGCAACUCCUCUAACACUAGUCCCUUAUAUUUCGCUGCUGUCCAAGAUCAUUUGGAUGUAGUGAACGCAAUAUUGGAUGUUGAUGUGAGUUCAAUGAUGAUAGUAAGGAAAAAUGGCAAAACUGCAUUGCACAAUGCUGCAAGGUAUGGCAUCCUUCGCAUUGUAAAAGCACUGAUUGCCCGGGAUCCCGGAAUAGUCUGCAUCAAAGAUAGAAAGGGUCAAACUGCACUGCAUAUGGCUGUGAAAGGACAAAGUACUUCAGUGGUGGAGGAGAUAUUACAAGCUGACCUUACGAUAUUGAAUGAACGAGAUAAGAAGGGUAACACAGCUCUUCACAUGGCUACCAGGAAAUGCCGUCCACAGAUAGUGAGCCUUUUGUUAACCUACACAGCUCUGAAUGUCAAUGCCAUCAAUAAUCAGAAGGAAACAGCCUUGGAUUUGGCAGAUAAACUGCGAUAUGGAGAUUCAGCUUUGGAAAUCAAGGAGGCCCUUACAGAAUGUGGUGCCAAGCAUGCCAGGCAUAUUGGGAAAGUGGAUGAAACCAUGGAACUAAAAAGAGCUGUGAGUGAUAUAAGGCAUGAGGUGCAGUCACAGCUCAUACAGAAUGAAAAAACUCGCAAAAGAGUUUCCGGUAUUGCUAAGGAAUUGAAGAAAAUUCAUAGAGAGGCAGUUCAAAACACCAUCAAUUCUGUCACAGUGGUAGCUGUCCUAUUUGGGUCAAUAGCUUUCAUGGCCUUAUUCAGUCUACCUGGUCAAUACCGAAAGAAGCAACCAGACGCUGGGGAAGCAAAUAUAGCCAAUGAUGCCGCCUUCAGUGCUUUCUGCCUUUUGAAUGCUACAGCUCUUUUCCUUUCACUUGCAGUUGUUGUUGCUCAAAUCACUUUGGUGGCUUGGGAUACAAGGUCUCAAAGGCAGGUUGUGUCAGUGAUUAACAAGCUAAUGUGGGCUGCUUGUGCCUGCACUUGUGGUACUUUUCUUGCUAUAUCAUUCGUGGUUGUUGGAGAUGAAACAUGGCUGGCUAUUAGUGUCACACUUUUGGGGGCACCAAUUCUACUUGGUACUCUAGCAUACUUGUGCUACUUUGUUUUUAGGCGACGCUUUGGACACUGCAGUGAUUCCCAGAGAUUAGUCAAGAGACCAAGUGGAAGCAAAUCAUUCUCAUGGUCUUACUCAGUUAACAUAUCAGAUGUGGAUGAUUAUGAUUCUGAUCCUAUGAAGAUAUAUGCUCUAUAAGUGAGUAUGUCAACUUGAACCGGUAUCCUGCCACCUUAAUGGAAAGUGAAAUGUUCACUCACUUGGAUUCAGCUGCUUAAAUUCCAGUUGACUAGUUAGUUUUACACAAGAGAAUCGGUUGAGUAAGCUAAUACAUGUGACUGAUAAUCAGAAUUCGGAUGUAGAUUUUUGUACAUAGUUAAAAAAAUAUAGAAAGGAAGUCCUGUUAAAGCUUAUAUCUAGCACUGGAUUUUUUGAAAGAAAAAAAAAUCCGCUCCAUGAUUUGGUUGGGGUUGGACUUUAAUUUGUUGACUAAUGAUAUAUUAAGCAUAAUUGAGAGGCA